AUGGCCACGAUGCAGUCCAUUAUCACGACGGCCUACUCGGACCCUUCCGGGUACCAGCUAUCGUCUCUGCCCAGACCCGAGGUCAGCGAUCCUAGUGAUGUGGUUAUCCAGGUUCAUGCCGCCAGCAUCAACCCGAUUGAUGUGAAGAAAGCCGCCGGCGCCAUGAAGAUGGUCAUCAAGGACUCCUUUCCAUACAAGAUCGGAUACGACUGCGCCGGCGUCGUGCUGGCCGUCGGGGAAACCGUCACGCGAGUCAAAGUCGGCGACGACGUCUACAGCCGAUUGCCUGAGUCUCAUCGAGGAUCCUGGAGUCAGUUUGCGAAAUGCCCAGAGAGCUACGCGGCUCUCAAGCCGACAUCCCUGUCCUUUGAGGCCGCCGCAUCGCUUCCUCUCGCUGCCAUGACGGCCCUCCAGGCUCUCAAGAAGUACAACGGCUCGCUAGCCGGGAAGACGAGAUUGCACCUCAAAGUGAGCGGAACAGGUUCCUACGCCUGCCAACUGGCCAAGAACGUGUUUGGAGCAGGCAAGGUCAUUACCACCGUGUCGACGUCCAAGGUGGCCAGAGUCCCCGAGCUCCUUGGCCAAGGCGUCGUUGACGAGAUCAUCGAUUACACCCAGGCAAACCCUGCGACCAGCAUCCCCGCCAAGUCGGUAGACUUCAUGCUCGACACGACCGGCCAGGCCAUGGAGUUCCUGAGCCGCAUGGUCCCGGAAACAGGCCUCGUCGUUUCCAUUUCCACCACCCCGUCCGGCAAACAGAUGCAAGACGCGGCCGUCAUCACGUCGUCAAACUCGGGCAAGAUUCCGUUGGUGGCCUCAACAGUGCUGAACGCGCUGGAUUCGCUGCGCAAGUGGCGCGCGAGGCGGUGGCGAGUCAACUACGAGUACAUGCUUCUGGAUCCCAGCAGUGCGGACCUAGAUGCGCUGCGUGAGCACGUCGCCGCCGGAAAGCUGAAGCCUGUUGUAGGACUCACGGUCAAGUUUGAGGACAUUGAGGCUGUUAGGCAGGCCGCUAUGACUGCAUUCCAGGGAAAAGGCAGCAUCGGGAAGACUGUGAUUAAAAUGGACAUUCAGUGA
Metarhizium acridum CQMa 102 is the source of this 1077-nucleotide messenger RNA. The record is from RefSeq and is a predicted model, not a curated record. NCBI's taxonomy places the organism in Eukaryota, Fungi, Ascomycota, Sordariomycetes, Hypocreales, Clavicipitaceae.